Messenger RNA from Closterium sp. Naga37s-1, 5856 nucleotides. NCBI's taxonomy places the organism in Eukaryota, Viridiplantae, Streptophyta, Zygnematophyceae, Desmidiales, Closteriaceae. The record is from the annotation of a GenBank genome assembly.
AUGCCCUUGGAAGGGGACCAGUCCCCUUCCACUCCUCUCACCACGUCCCCUGCCUCUCCUCCCGUUGCCUCCUCCGAUUCUCCUCUCACUGCAUCGUCUGCCACAGCUGGAAGGGUGGGAGAGUGUGGUGGUCGAGAGGGGAUGGCAGGAGAUGGCAGGUGGAGUGGCGGAGGAGAGGAUGGGGAUGGCAAGAGGCGGGUGGAUGGAGAGAGCAGUGAGGGAAAGGGCGGCGCGGGCAGCAAAGGGAAAUGCGGGGAUGGCAGCGGAUGGAGGGAUGGAGAGAGAGUGUGUGCAGGAGGCAGGCAAGCAGUGCAAGGGAGUGGAGGAGGGCAGGUGGGCGUUGCAUCAGGCGAUGGAGAAACGGGGCUACAGGAAGGAGGGCUGGGUGGCAGAGGUGGGGAAGAGAGAGGAGGGGUGGGUGGCGGUGAGGGGGAGUCGGAGGCGGUGUGGGAGGAGGUGCCUGCAGUGACUCUUGAUGACCUGGCAGCUGCUGACAUCGUGCUGACGUCAUAUGACACGCUGCGUGGCGACAUCUGGCACGAUGUGGGUGGGCAGGGACACGUGGCGACACGGCAGCUGAGAUAUGAGAAGAGGUGCGUGGAAGGUGUGUUUUGCUGGGAACGGGGUGGCUGGAAGCUCAAGAGGACAAGGGGUGAGCGAACACCUCUUUCCACGCCUUCCCACACCUCCCUACCCGUCUUGCCCCCGCCCACCUCUCUGCCCACCAUACCCCCCGCCAGGUACCAAAUCCGCCCCACACCACUAACGCGUCUGCAGUGGUGGAGGGUGUGUCUGGUCGAGGCGCAGCUGGUGGAGGGGGGGGCGUCCAACGCGGCCCUCAUGGCGGCCCGCCUGCCAGCGCGCCUCCGCUGGUGCGUCUCCGGCACGCCGCUGCACCGCGGCCUCCCUGACCUCCUCGGCCUGCUCCGGUUCCUCCGAGCCUCGCCGUUUGACGAGCCUCACUGGUGGCGGCAUUUUUUCCAGCUGCCUAUCCAGUUCAACUGUGAUGCCAAGUUCAACUGUGAUGCCAAGUUCAACUGUGAUGCCAAGUUCAACUGUGAUGCCAAGCUCAACUGUGAUGCCAAGUUCAACUGUGCCUCGUGCUCUGCCCCACUGGUUCGUUCGCCCUUGCCCUCUCUCGUCUCGACUCCUCCCUCUUUAACUCCCCCCCUCAUAUCUCUCCAACGCCUCCCCCCCUCCACCGCCUCCCCCUCUUUGGCAAUGCCACGUCAGAAUGGAUGCUUGGCAGCAUGGCACGCGCUCCUGGCCCUCAUGUCGAGGCUGAUGUGGCGCCAUCACAAGGCCGACGUGGCGGACGAGCUGGCGCUGCCACCUCAGCGGCAGCUGCUGACGGUGCUGCGGUUCAGCGCCAUCGAGGCGCACUUCUACCGCCAGCAGCACGCCAAGUGCGCCCAGCGCGCCACCAGCAUGCUGCGCUCCGUGGCACGCGGGGGCCGGAGGGGAGGAGGGAGGAGAAGCGGAGGAGGAGUUGGAGACGGAGUGGGAUUAGAUGGAAGAGGUGAUGGGGAUGGGGAUGCAGAGGCGGAGGGGGAGCAGCAAUGGCAGGGAGGGGGCAGAGAGUGGCAGCAGCAGCAGGAGCAGCUGGUGCUGGGGGCACGGUCAUUAGCGGGUGCAUGGCGGGGCGACAUGGAGCGGUUCCUGGCGUCGCUGCUGCUGCUGCGCCACGCCUGCUGCCACCCUCAGAUCGGCUCGGGUGAGAUGCGUGGUGCAGGUGAGAUGCGUGGUGCAGGUGAGAUGCGUGGUGCAGGUGAGAUGCGUGGUGCAGGUGAGAUGCGUGGUGCAGGUGAGAUGCGUGGUGCAGGUGAGAUGCGUGGUGCAGGUGAGAUGCGUGGUGCAGGUGAGAUGCGUGGUGCAGGUGAGGUGAUGAUGCAGGUGCUGUUGGAGAAGGCGCGGGUGGAGGCGGAGGAAGCCCAGCGCCUCCUCAUCUCCGCCCUCAACGGCCUCGCUGCCCUCGCCGCCAUCCACGCCCCCGCCCUCCCCCUCCACUCGUCCUCGCCGCCCGCCUCUUCCUCUUCCUCUCACUCCCGCCUCCGCACCGAGAACAGCAGCGAGCAGUGGCGGGCAGGGGUGGUGCAGGCGGUGGGGAUUUACCGCAAUGUGCUGCGCCUCAUGGACGGGGAUGGCCCGGGGGAUGGGGAAGCAGCGAGGGGACGGGUUGGAGAUGGCGAUGGGGAGGAAGGAAGAGGCAGUGGGUUGUGUGUGGCGCGGCCCACCACGCAUGGCAGUGUGCUGCGCACGGACCCCCUGCAGCGCCUGCACGUGCUGCACAACCUGCAUGAGCUGCUCGCCCUGCUGCACACCACCAGGGAUGGAGAAGGGACGCGAGAGGGUGAGAAGGGGUGCAAUGCGGUGGAGCCAGGUGGCGAUGGAGCAGGGGUGGGUGUGGCGAGGACACUGAGGGAUGGGCGGCUGGAGGCGGAGAGCGGUGAGGUGAAGGAACGGUACCUGGCGCCUGUGAGGGGCCGCGCUGCUGCUGCUCAGAAAGCAUUUGAGGACACACACUCUCAGGUCAGGUGUGCCUCCCUCAGGUUCCGCACGCUGCACGGGGUGCGGCUGGUGCUGGCAGGAGAGGUGGACUCGCUGCUGGCGGGCAGGCGGGAGGUGCUGCAGCGCGUGCUGCAGGCGGGGGGCCAGGUGGCGGCGCAGGGCGUGCAGGGCAGCCUCGUCGCACAGGCAGGCUCGUGUGCUCGCUGCUGUGCCGGGCAGGAGGGUGAGGAGGGGGCGGACGCAAGGGGGGCUGGGGGGUUGCUGGCUGGUGGAUUGGGUGGCGAGGCAGGAGCCGGAACGGGUGGGGGGGAUGAGUGCUGCAUGCACUGCAAGACACAGGAGUUCUUCGAGAGCUACCAGCGACGUCUCUUCCACCUGCGCCUCUCCUCCGCCCCCACUUCCCUCCCCGCCUCGUCCCCCUCCGACCAUCCUGAACCUCCCCAUCCCUCCUCCUUGCCCCACGACCCCCUACACGUCCUCCAAUCCACUCUCGGUGUGCGCCGCACCCCGCUUGCUGCUGCAGCAGCAACAGGGGGGCAGGGUGGGAGGGGGAGGGGCAGCAGGGGCGAGGGAGGGGACGGGUCAGGCGGGGUAGAGGGGAAGGGGGGAACGGUGGUGUGGAACCCGUCUGACACUGAGAGGUGCCUUGCUGUGCUGGCGUCUGUGCUGCGAUCAUUGCCACGUGGCAUCAUCCCAGAGGACAAGCAAGCCAGCCUGGCAGCUGCAGCGUCCAGCUCUUUGGAGGCUCUGGAGUCCUGUGCCUUGUGCGGCCGCCUUCCCUCUGCUGCUGCUCCCUCCCCGCACACCACGCAAUGCGAAAGGAGUUCCUGGUGGCCCGAGCGUGGUCGGAGGCGACUUUUGAGUCGACUCAAAUGUCAUCUUUCCUCUGCUGCUGCUCCCCUCCCCGCACACCAGGCCAUGCGAAAGGAGUUCCUGAUGGCGCGAGCGUGGUCGGAGGCACAGAGGGGAGUGCUCAGAGCGCUAGAUGAGCUGCACAUGGCCGUCACGCGAAUCACGCUCCGCCACGUGGACGAGCCGCCAGCUGCCACGUCAGCAGCUACACGCAUGGCACGUGUGAGUGAGGAGGAGGCGGCGGCGCUGAGCGUGGUGCUGACGCAUGACAGGCUGGCAGCCGAUGCUCAGCUGCAGGCCAGCCGCGCCCAGCUGAGGUACCUGCACGGGCUGGCUUCUGCUCGCCGGCGCGCGGUGCAAGGCGGGGGAGGCGUGGGGACGGAGAUGGGUGGGGAGGAAGGGGAUGGGGGAGGGAGUGGGAAAGGUGGGGGAGGGGAGAGGGGUGGUGGAGAGGAGGGGGAGGAGGAGAGCUGCCCUGUGUGCAGGGAGGCGUUGGGCAGUGAGUUAUCGGUGCUGCCGUGCGGGCAUCUGCUGUGCUGCAAGUGUGAGUGCUCUCCCUCCGUUUCAUCCCUCACCAUGUGUCAUCUCACUGCGCCAUCUCUCAUUGUGUCGCUUCACUGCACAUGUUUACUGGUGGAGAGGUCCCCUCAAGCCACCACCACCACCAUCAGCAGCAGGGAGCGGCGCAUGCGAUGCCCCACAUGCCGCCACGUGGCAAGGGCAUCGGAGAUUGCCUACGUGGACAACCGUAGGGACCACCAUGGGUACCCUGCUGCUGCCCUGCAGACGGAUCAGAGCACAGGUGGUGAGGACUUCAACACAUUUGGAAGCGGUCAGCAAUGUAAUGGUCCCUGCCGUUGUGGUUCAACAAUAUCGUCAGCGUCAGCCGCAGGAGCACUGUCGCAUACCAGCGUGGAGGCACAUAAUUGCUGUUGUCGCACCAACAGCCGUGGUGGUGGGGGCGGUGGAGGGAGGGAGGGGGAGGAGCAGGAGUUGCCAGAUGAAGUGCGGAUGCAGGAGGAGCAGAUGAGCAUUCAUACAGGGUUCGGCACCAAGCUGGACGCGGUAACGCGGCGGGUGUUACGGCUACUGCGCAGCGACCCAUCAGCGCGCGUCAUCAUCUUCAGCGCGUGGAGGGAGGUGCUGCUGCUCGUGCAGCACUGCCUGCACGCCAACGCCGUCCCCACUGCCUCCGCCUUCUCCCACCAGGAAGUGCCUCCAGCAUUGAAGCGCUUCAGAGAGGUCACUCCCGCAGCAGCCCUCUCCGCUCGCCCCACCCGCCCCUCCCAUAAGCCCCGCACCAAGCGCCGCAAACGCUCCCUCGCCUCUCCCCUGCCACCUGCCAUCCCACCGGCCACUGCUGCUACUGCUGCUGCCACAGGCGGGGCAGCGGGGGCAGUGAGCAGUGCGCAAGGGGGGGAGGGCGGCGGGAGGGAAGCAGGAGGGGUCGGGGACGGGGGAGGUGGGGAACAGUGCCGAGUCUUGCUGCUGGUUGUGGCGGUGGGGGGCAACGGGCUGAACGUGGUGGAGGCACAGCACGUGGUGUUUGUGGAGCCGGGGCUCAAUGCGGCCGCUGAGGCGCAGGCUGCCAACCGCGUGCACCGCAUCGGCCAGACCCGCCAGACCUUUGUGCACCGCUUCGUGGUGAGUUAUGUGCACCGCAUCGGCCAGACCCGCCAGACCUUUGUGCACCGCUUCGUGGUGAGUUAUGUGCACUGCAUCGGCCAGACCCGCCAGACCUUUGUGCACCGCUUCGUGGUGAGUUAUGUGCACCGCAUCGGCCAGACCCGCCAGACCUUUGUGCACCGCUUCGUGGUGAGUUAUGUGCACUGCAUCGGCCAGACCCGCCAGACCUUUGUGCACCGCUUCGUGGUGAGUUAUGUGCACCGCAUCGGCCAGACCCGCCAGACCUUUGUGCACCGCUUCGUGGUGAGUUAUGUGCACCGCAUCGGCCAGACCCGCCAGACCUUUGUGCACCGCUUCGUGGUGAGUUAUGUGCACCACAUCGGCCAGACCCGCCAGACCUUUGUGCACCGCUUCGUGGUGAGUUAUGUGCACCGCAUCGGCCAGACCCACCAGACCUUUGUGCACCGCUUCGUGGUGAGUUAUGUGCACCGCAUCGGCCAGACCCGACCCAUCUUCCUUCACCGCUUCAUUGUGCAGGGCAUGGUGGAGCAGCCGAUUCACAAGGUGCAUGGCACGGUGGAGGAGCCCAUUCACGCCCUCGCGCGCUCCAAAGCUGCUGCUGCCCCCCUCUCUGCCGCCCACGCUGCCGCCAACCUGCUGUCCUGCCGGGACCGUGACUCGCUCACCCUUGCUGACGUCACCGCUCUCUUCCCCCAGGCCUGCCUUCCUGGAGAAGGCAGGGAGGCGCAGGAACGGGUGGUGGCGAUGAGGGGUGGAGCAGAGGGGGAUGCAGGCAGGGAGGACCGUGAGAGGCUUGCCCUGGCUACUGCUGCUGCUGCAGAAGCACGGAUGCAAAAACAACCAGAGUGA